This is a messenger RNA of Dromiciops gliroides (monito del monte), 1816 nucleotides long. RefSeq names its product iodotyrosine deiodinase (gene IYD). Gene Ontology annotation, molecular function: oxidoreductase activity. The coding region runs from base 167 to 1033 and encodes 288 amino acids. The transcript has 5 exons. The record is from RefSeq and is a predicted model, not a curated record. Lineage: Eukaryota; Metazoa; Chordata; Mammalia; Microbiotheria; Microbiotheriidae. Gene Ontology annotation, biological process: thyroid hormone metabolic process.
CCUUGAAAGUUCUGAACCCUCUCAUUUGGGCAUAUUCUCUUCUAUGUUUUAUCCCUCCUUCUCCCUCCCUCUUUCCCUCCCUCCCUCCCUGUUCUUACCUCUCUAAUUUAAAGAGAGCAGUGGAGGGAAGAGAGCUGGGCAUUGUUCUGUGGCAAGCUUCAGAGUCAUGUCUUUCUUCCUGACUCCAGUCUUGAUAGCUGUUAUCUUAGUCUUGAUCGGGCGGAUCUUUAAAAGUGAAGGUCCCAGCAAGAAAACUGAUGAUGAGUCUAAAACCAAGCCAGAGCACCAGCCGUGGGUAGAUGAAGACUUAAAAGAUAACACAGAAGACCACCAAAUAGAAGAUGAGGAUGAGUUGUACGAACCAGAAGAAAACCUUGAACACAUCCCAUUCUCCAGCCCACGCUAUCCUGAGCAUGAAAUGAUUAAGAGGUCCCAGGAAUUUUAUGAGCUUCUCAAUCAAAGGCGGUCUGUCAGGUUCAUAAGCGAUGAGCCUGUCUCCAGGCAGGUUAUUGACAAUGUCAUCAAAACAGCAGGAACAGCACCAAGUGGGGCACACACAGAGCCUUGGUCCUUUGUGGUUGUGCAAGAUGACGAAGUGAAACACAAGAUUCGAAUGAUCAUUGAAGAUGAAGAGGAAAUAAAUUACAAGAAAAGAAUGGGAGACAAAUGGGUUAAUGACUUGAAGAAACUAAGAACCAACUGGAUCAAAGAGUACCUGGACACAGCCCCUUUUCUGAUUCUCAUUUUCAAAAAAGUCUAUGGCAUUACUUCGAGUGGCAGAAAAAAGACUCAUUACUACAAUGAGAUCAGUGUUUCCAUUGCUUGUGGCAUCCUCCUUGCUGCCUUGCAGAACGCAGGCCUUGUGACUGUCACAACCACCCCUCUCAACUGCGGGCCUCGACUGAGGACGCUGCUGGACCGCCCUGUCAAUGAAAAGUUGCUGAUGGUCCUCCCUGUUGGGUAUCCCAGAAAGGAUGCCACGGUUCCUGACUUAAAGCGAAAACCCCUGGAGGAGAUUAUGGUGGUUGUGUAGACUGGAAACCUCUCCCUUGUCUCCCUGUUUUUUCUUCUUUCCUUUCCCUUAAGCUCAGCAGCUGCUCACUGUAGAUGCUAAUAGGCCUCGGUAGCACUCAAUUUCUCAGGGGUGACAGCCACCAGACAUAAUAAAUAGUUCUAACCUUCCCAGUACUUUGGAUCUAAUGACUCCUCAGGCCAAUGGACAGUCUGAGGAGGUGAACUGACAACAUUCCAUUUAAACAGCCAUUUGCUGUCACAUUUCCCAUUCCUCCUUCAGAAUGGAAUUCAAAUCUGCCUUCAGUUUCCUUGUUUAUUUUAUGAAAUCAUCAGCAGUUUUGUUGGCUGGAGAGAAAGCAAAGAAUUACCAGAUAAUUCAAUGAGUUUCUAGGAAAUUUAGUUUCCAAACUGAAAUAGCUUCAGACUAGUGUCUAGCCUUGCCCCUUAGUUUUCCAUAGUUUUUAUUUAAGCAGAUAAUUUUCUUUCUUUCUUUUUUUUUUUUACCACAUGCCAAUCAGAGCUUUGCUAUUAUAAAAUGGUCUCUCUGGGAUGCAGUUUUUAAUGUGCUCUAUGGAGUCGGUAGCAUUUUUUAUCCAUUCUUUACUUGAUGACAACACACAAAAAUAGAACACAGGGACUCAGUGAAGUAGAAAUACCUAUUUAACAAGGAAUAAUAACUAAUAGGUAACAUUUAUAUAGCACUUAGUAUGUGUCAGGCACUCGUAUAAAUAAUUUACAAACAUUAUCUCAUUUGAUCCUCACAACAACCCUGAAAAGUAGGUGUAUCAUUAUCCCUGUUUUA